Molecule: messenger RNA, 2202 nt
Organism: Exserohilum turcica Et28A
Lineage: Eukaryota; Fungi; Ascomycota; Dothideomycetes; Pleosporales; Pleosporaceae
Exons: 1
Coding region: 27-1784 (585 amino acids)
Source: RefSeq, a predicted model, not a curated record
CGUCGACGCGCCAAAAGUUGCAAGAUAUGGCGUCAUACUUUGAUCUCCCGCCCCAGCAUACCGCGCCGCCUGCGACUAUCCACGACCUGUCUGAGGGCCAGCGAAACCAGUUGGGCCGAACAAACAGCCUAUUGUCUCCCGCCAUAACCCAGAUCCUUGCCGGACUAGGCGAUGACCACUCGGACAGCAGCAGCAGCAGCAGUGACGACGAACCGCGAGGCGUCUGGGGGGAAAAGGAGCACGUGACCCAGCAUAUCACCAAGGAAAUGGGCGCGCGCAAAAUACACCCCGACAAGCAGCGCCACAACACUGCUCAGGCACCUAGGCCGUCGAGCCUUUCACCAAACAGGAGCCACAUGAAGUCAUCCAAGUCGCCCGCGUCACGUGCCAACGGAGACGGCUCCGCCAAACUUGCCAAUAAACAGCCACAUAUGGCGCGCUUCCAUUCUCUACGAAGCAUGCUGUUUCAACAGCGAAUCGAAGACCAGAUGAAGAAGGUCACGCAGGAAGAUGCUCGCCAGGACAUGAGUCCGGCUGAGAAGUGGAGGUGCCAGCACCAAGACCGCCAGAUGCAUCAUCCAACGACCCCUGCAAAAGAUGCGCAGGCAAAGAGUGGUCUUGGGAGCAGGCUGAAGAUGACGCUACGGAGAAUGACGACCAAGGAUGCGAGUGGAAUGGAGAAGAUUAGGGAGGACGGAGCGCCAGUGCAGUUCAACGACCGUCAAUCGACUGCUUCUGACAAGGAGGAGAAAGAGCAACACGUACCAGAAACGAGGGGCGAGCCAGACAAUGAGAGCAUCAACGACUCUGAUGUCGAUGAGCUUGUCCGAUGGGUUAGCACGCGCGAUUCGUCUAGCCACCACGGAGCGCGGAAAGAAGACACUGCAAACGACGCCAAGGAAGACAGUGGCCAUGAGAGUCUUGGGCCGUCUGAUGUCGAUGAACUCGUUCACUACGCAAGGAGAAAGUCGGACGCCAUUGCAGCCCGGAGAGCCAGCGACCAACACUCGGGAUAUGGCGACGCCUCUACUGAAUCGGAUAACGAGGUAUCAUCUGGAAAUGAAGAGGACGCCGACGACCUUGUACGCUGGAUAUCGCAUCGCGACGGACAGCAAGCUGGCCCCCAACAACGACACCUGCGGACAUCCUGGCUCGACUCGGACGUAGAAGAACACUACGAUACAGACGUUCCAGAACUAGGCCGGUGGUUUACGCGUUACGACGGCACGAGCGGUGAAUCUCGCGCCACAUCGCCCGUCCAAUCUACAUUUGACGAGCAAAUCCAAGACGAAGAGGAAAACAGAGGCCGUCCACGAAGCCGCGACUUGCCCGAGCCAGGCAUCAAGGAAAAGACGCAUCUCACCCACGACGACAUUGAGGACCUCGUUCGCUGGGUAAGCCGCAAAGACGUCAAACUGAACGGCAGUUCUACUCCAGAACUGCAAGACAGCGCCGAGACUCUGGAUAUCUCUGACGAAGACGAAAAGAAAGAAGCAGUCGGCAUGACGCUGGACCAAGGCAGCCUCUCCCACAGCGACGUGCAAGAGCUGCUCGAGCAUAUACAGGGGAGAAGCAGAUCCGCAACCGAAAACGAAACAGGCGACCUCAACAACCACACUCUACACCGCGCUAAACUCACCACCACACCCCGCAACCCGCAGCAAGAACUAGCCCAGAAACGAGACGACCUCAGAAAGCGCGAGAAGGAACUCGAUAUCAACAUGCAAGACUCCAGUCUAAGCAACGCCGAUAUCGAAGACCUUGUUGCGCAUCUGAGGAGUUGAGAUGUCACUCUGCCAAUCUAGUCUGUGGAAAGACAUACAGACAGAGAGAGUGAGAAGCAAGCAGACAGACAGAUAGGUAGGUAGGUACGUACGUACGUACGUACGUAGUCAGCCCCCUCAUCCGGACUCGGAGUAAAAAUAACUCCGAUCACCACAUUCACAUCCACAUCCUUUCUCUUUUUUAUCUUUUUUUUUAGUGGGGCGCUAGGCGCGGAAGAUGCAAGAUGCAAGAUGCAUCCUCAUCCUAUAUCCUACAUGCAUCUUACAUAUAUCCUGCAUCCGGCAUCCAUAUGCAUCUACAUACAUACAUACAUACAUACACAUAUGUACAUGGCAGGGGCGUUAGUCGUACUAGGGCGUGGUAUAUGCGCAUACAUGUAAUUACCCCCCGUCUUGAGCGUUCAGUCACCGAAAGUAU